CAAUGCUAUCUUUAAGUGGGUUUGAACUAUAUUCUCGUGGGGUGCCCCUGAUUCAGUGUUGAUUAGUUAGGAUGUUUGACGUGAAAGCCGCUCGUUUGGCGUUUGACGAACUUCAUGCUUUAUUAAACGCGGGUCCAUACCGCAUGACAGACAUCCGCUUUAUUAAUUUGUAGUCUCUUGCUCCCUCCUUUCUUGCUCUUUCUGAGGUAAGUUAUUGUGAUAAAUGCAAAAAUUAAAAAGUGUCCAAGAAUAGACACAUACUGUAUUUAAUGCAAAUCACGAACGUCAAACUUCAUGUGUUUUUCGGAAUGGACUCUCAUGAUUUCAGUUGUAUAAGUUUGCUGUUACAGAUGAGUGAGAGAGUAUAACGUCUACUAAGAGUAUUGUACUGGAACAGGAGCUUUAGUAUUGUCCGCAGAAUCCUGAUGUAUGUUUACGGUACACUAAAGGCGGAAGUAAAGUGGAAGUUUUGACGACUCAUUUGCAUAGAAUCGUUUUCGUCUUUGGUCCAGUGAGGAUGGUAAACAACUGCCACGAUGAGGGACAAAAAACCUCUCGGGAGGAGGUUUGGUGGCAAAUGCACCCAUAGGAUUUCAUGAUCUUUACAGCACGUUAACUCCUGAAGCUUUUUAAAUACUGAAGCCCUUAUAAUUUUUAAAAGACUCCAGCCUGUGUACAGCCACCCCCCUCAAUUUUUCCAAGGGGAUCUAGGAGGCAGCUGUACACAGGCUAAAAAGACUCAAGUUUCCCUAGGAUGACUGAACAGAUACAAAUUUUAUAGCACCGCUUAGAAUGUAUUUUUAGAAAUGUAAAACUACUAUGGAUAGCCUAAAACAUGUUUUCAAAUUGUUUAGGAGGAAAUUGUCGUUGGAAGCCCCUGGAGCUAGCCUGCUUGCUCAAAUCUCUGAAACAACAAUACUGAGGAAUCAAGGCAUGAGCCAAGCCAACCCGACUAACCAGGCUGGUUUUAUUAUUAUUAUUUUUUUUUUCAUCUAAACUGAGAGGCCCUUUAAAUCUAUAAAACGAUUGAAAUACAGACUCUACUUCAGAGGCUUACAUGAAUGAAGCUUUUUGUCAAUUUCCAGUUCAUUUCUAUUUGUAUAGUUAAUGGUGUGUUUUGUAGUGAUAUUUGGCAUAAAUACGAGUGAUAUUUCAAAAUUGUUAUACAUAAUUUCACGAGCCGUUAGGAGAGAGUAAUUUCAGAUGAUUUUGAAAUAUCUCGACCGGUAUUUAUGCCAAAUAUCACAUACAAAUCAUACUAUUAUUAAUUUGUUUAUACUACUACCCACAAAUGGUUUGUAAUUUUCACGUGAAGGUUUUUCAAAUUAAGCUGAAAAACCACUGGUCUAAGCCAAUCAAAUUGCAGAAAUUUCUCAUGUAGCAGUAUAAUGCAGUAAUGAUCAAAUACAAAGAUGUCUGUCGCAUCUGCCAGAUCUACAAGUACCAUCUUUGCUCCCGGGGGUUCUCAAAAAAGUUUUAUACAGGAGGCGCCUCCCUAUAAUGGCCUAUACAGGGGAGCUCUCCUUGAAAGGGAAACCUUUUACAGGCUUCAGGUAUAUGUCAUUUUCGUCUGUAAAAAGGUCCAAAAGUGCAAACAAAGACAUUUUAUGGCUGUGAAAAAGUUGAGGAAAUGUUGUUGUUGUUGUUUUUUUAAGACAGUGCAUUUGCAGCAGUUAAAAGGGAUGCAAAGUUCUAAACUAGGUAUGUGAAAGGGGUACAUUUUGUCAAUAGAAGGUAUACGAAAGGGUACCUUUUCUGUCAGAAAAUGGUAUACAAAAGGGUAAAGGACUUGGACCUCAGGUUGUACACCUGGCUCUACUUGAACCCGACUGGCCAGCGGGGUGCUUGUUUAAAACUACUUAUUAGUGAAAAACACUGUACCGCAUAAUUUUCAAUCAUUCUUUUUUUGUCGACAAAUGACAAAAAUAUGAUAAGAAGAACAAUUCUAACAAUCGUUAGAGGUCUACUCCUCUUGGCAGGUCCAAAACAUAACAAUCACAAUGUCAGGUAAGAUUUGACAUAAUAAAACACCUUAUUGCUGCUGGAAUGGCGGGGUGCUUACAUAAGGCAUGGCUAUUUUGAGUAAAUAUGGUCGUGAAGAAAUAUUCAUGACACAGCCCUGACGGAUCGCAUUUUCCUUCGAUGGAUACAUGUAUAACAGGUGAACAGGGUCUUAAUAGAUAAUCUUAUAUAAAAUUAUGGCUGAUGUAUACUUUGCUGUCUCAGUUUCAAUAUUUACAUCAUUGCCACGAAAAAACCAUUGCUUUUUAAUCUCAUCAUUGUCAGGAUCUUACGCACUAUGGCAGCUAUUCCAAUCUGCAUACCUAACAACUGUUCAUGGGAGGAGACUACUGGAACCUUCCAACAGGACAGGGAGCAACCUCGCACGGAGCUCCAGCUUGUAGACGAGGGACUACAAAAGCUAAGGGCCAUUCACGGGCCAGUAUGUGUGGUAUCAAUUGCAGGACCUUCCCGGAGGGGUAAAUCAUACAUUCUAAGCCAGGUGUUUGACCAAGGAGAUGUGUUUCCCUUGGGUCAUUCAUUUGAUCACGAGACCAUGGGCAUUUGGAUGUGGGUUAUUCCUGAGAAGUACCGGGAUGAUUUCGGCCGUGAAUUCACAGUGGUGCUACUCGAUUCUGAGGGAACAGAUGCUGUGAUUGCUGAAGGUAUCGAUGAUCGUGCCAGUUUUACACUGAGCGUGCUUCUGAGCUCUGUAUUGAUCUACAAUUCUGUUGGUAUACCUACGAGAACAGAUUUGGAAGUUCUUGAGUAUCCUUGUAAUACCUCAAAAUCUGCCAAUGAAUAAUUUAGGCUACACUCUAGUUUUGUUUUUUUGAUAUUCACUAAACUUCAUCUAACUCUAGCAAACUGUUAAUCAAGAGUGUAUAAUUGCUUGGUUUGAGAUCCUCAAAGACGAUAAAACGAUAGACAACGAGCACUCUACACAUACACACUCGCACUGUAUUAACAGUUAACAUUUAAGUGAAGUCCUAAUCGAGGCAGACGGAGAUACAGGGGUACAGCAGUCAGUGAUAAAUUACAAAUAAAAAAAUAAAUAAAUAUAAGUAAAUAAAUAUAUUUAUUAUAUAAACUGCAGUGUUUUACAAGGAUUUCUACCACCGAGAAAUGUGGUAUCUGAACACACGUAAAAAUACGAUAUUUUUACAUGUGAAGAUAUCGAUAAUUUCACUGACAUCAGGUUUGUCUCUUAAAUUGUACUUAAAUUCGUUGGUGUAUCAUCGAAACAUCUUCGGGUCUUCCUCGAAAGUGCUCGGCAAUCUUCGGACAUCUUCGGAAAUUUUCGGAAUUUCUCGGAAAAUGUUCAGGAACGUUCGUCUGGUCUUCGGGACAAUUUUAAAAAUCUUCGGAAAUCUUCGAAAGGUGGUCAGAAAUCUUCGGAAAAUCAUCAAAAACGCCGUCAUCAGUAUGUUUAGUAUGUUUAUAUAAUAAAAAGAAUAUUACACGUUAGCUCGAAGAUAUGAAUUUUAUGUUCUCGUGGCAAGAGCAAUAUCUCACUUGUUCGCUGCGCUCACUCGUGAGAUAUUGUUCUUGCCACUCGAACAUAAAAUUCAUAUCUUCUCGCCACCGUGUAAUAUUCUCUAUAUAAAUCUGUCUGGAUUUGCAAAAAGGUACCUCCAGGAUUUUUGAGCAACUGUCUCAUUUGAGGCUUGUUCAGUACUUGACCAUUUUUUUCUUAUGUUUUCAGUAGAAAAAACUUCUAACAAGCUGCAGUAGACCAAAAAAGAAAUGUGUUUUCAAUGCUGUUUACAUCCCCCCCCCCCCACCUCUCCCCUACCCAUCAUUUCCCAUAAUUCUCUCCUGGUCAUAAAACAUUAUGACAUUUGAAAUCAGUGCAUGUGGCAGAAGUUGUUUUCCUUGGUCAGUUACUUUUCUAGAUUUCUUUUUGGUCGCCUGCAGCAAAGUUUUCUGGAAGGCAUAUUAAGCCUUAUGAAGGAACAAGUCUCAUGAUUAGCAAAGUCUUCCGUCGUCCAAUAUGUUACCGUAUUUCGUCUCAUUUUGGCUAAACAGGUGAAACACUGUUCUCGGGCUUGAGACGGAAAGGCAUCAUAUUGCAAGCUUUGAUGUGGGCAGUGACGAGUCUCUGGCCUCAAAAACACAGGAAAAAAUAACGGAUUCCCAUUUUUGGAUAUUUUAGGGUAUUUAAAGAAUACCCAUAAAAAUCCCAAAUUUGGCAAAGUGAGACAAGUCCCAACCAGGGAAUUCCCAACCAAGUUCCCUGAUUGGGACUUGUCUCACUCUUCCAAAUUUGGGAUUUUUGUGGGUAUUCUUUAAAUACCCUAAAAUAUCCAAAAAUGGGAAUCGGUUAUUUUUUCCUGUGAAAGUAGUUUGUGAGAGUCAAAUAUAUUCGGUGAGAGCAAAAUUGAAGCUGAUUUCUGACCAGGCCAGAGACUUAGUUAAAAAUUGUUUUGAAGGCCGGCCUCUAUGUGACCCUUUCAAAACGGCUCAUCUGUAUCCAAGAUCUUGAAUAAAUCGACGGUGUCAGCAAAGUUUACAUGUGAUGAUUUUAUGUGGAGAAAGCGAGAGUUAUUGAGAGAAAGUAAUUUGAUGAUAUUUUGCCCGUAUUAAGUGUGGAAACAUUGUGCCUGGCUGGUUGGGGAUAGUUUUAUCAGUGCCGCAAACUUGGUUGAUUGUGUGAUUUCCUGAGGUUGUUGACAGACAGGUUUCAGGUAUGUUGUGGCACUCGUGUUAUAAGAACAUUGUGUACAAGCAUAAAAAUGCUUUGUGAGUGUUUAGUUGAAGUAAUUUUGUCUUAGACAACCGAUUGUGCGGUCAAGAAAGGAGGAUUCUAGGUGACUGUUUUAGUCAGGCAUCUCGUCAUGAGCCUCAUAGUUCGAGAGCUGACCAAAAGGUCAUUUUUUCUGUGCUUUUAAAUGAUGUUCAUUUCAUUACAAAUCUGUCGCUUUUGCCAAGAGCAAUUUUUUGUGUGUUAAUUGCCAGCGAUUAAUUUUCCUGUUUUAAACCCUAACUAGCAACUUUCAACUGCUUUUUAUUCACCUCCAGGGUCAAAUAAUAGUGAAAACGCACUUGAAAUUUCUGUAGGUACCUUUUUAUAAAUUCCGACAGAUACAUAUAUAAUAUAAAUAGGUAAAUAAAUCUUAAAUGUAGAUAAGUAACAUUUAGAAAAUCAGCAUUUACCCUCUUAUAUUUUUGCACAAUGCGGUAGCCACGAAAAAAGGAGAAGAAAAAAAAGAGGAUGUGAGCUCCUCAUUCCAGUGUUUUUAUCUUGCUACCACACUAACUUUAAGGAAAAAUAAGAGGCCGCUUGCGGUCUAGUGAAAUAAGGAAAAGAAGAAAACAAAAACAACUACAUGAAAAUAAACAAAUAAAUAGCAUACGGGUGAGCGCUGUGUAAGGAGAAUGUUAAUUGGGUAUUUUGUCUCCACUUCAAUAAAUAAGGCAAAGAAGUCUACUUUGGCGACUUUCGAGAAGUAAAUUACUAAGAAAAUACAUAAUAUAGAAUGUAAUGAUCGAAUAAAGAUUUAGGCUAGGUAAAAACCAACCUGAACCAAACUAUGGCUGGAAUAAUGUUCAGUUAAUUUAUUGAAAAAUUCACCUUAAGCAGGAGCCAUUACCUCCUGCCUUAAGCUAGAGGAAAGUACUGUUUAAAUAGUAAUAAUGUUUGAAGCCUUCUUGACAUGCUGUAGUUCUGUAAUCGAUGUUUGUCGGCACAUCCAAGUCAACACAGGUCAAACAUUAGAUGAUGAGUCAUCAAGACAGGUGUUUCCAUCGUUUGUGUGGUUGCUGAGAGAUGUCUUGUUAAGUCUGCCCAAGGGUGUGGACAACCUAAGGGAAUAUUUCCUUGAAAAGGUAAUUAAUACAUUAGGAACUACAAAAAUAUACUGUACUAUAUUGAUAUUGCGCGUUCAUGUUUCAUCUUUGCUUAGUAACAUUAUGUCAGGGCUGCCCACGGGUGUGGACAGCCUAAGGGAAUAUUUCCUUAAAAAGGUAACUGCAUUGUGAGACCUUAAAAAUUUACUGUACUGAUAUCGCCAUUUCAUCCUAGUCUUAUACUGACAUGUGCAGUUAUGACUCAUGUGAAGCAUUCUCUUCCCCAGAGCCUGUUGUUUUUUGGUCACGUGGUCUUGAAACAAGAGGCUCUGGAAGCAGCCGUUACCGGAUGUCAGAAAUGUUCUGACAUCCGGUCAUGCAUGUGCAGAAGUUACAAAUAUCAUUGCUAGUGCUUAUAAUGGAUUUUUGUCCCUCACUGCUCCACUGGGGAAAAAAUUUUACUUCCUGAGCUCUCUCGAUCCAGAGAGUGGCUUCUUUGGGCUGUUUUAAAAAAUUUAAUACAGACUUCACUCAACUUGGACUCACUGAUAAUUUAGAGUCAAAAGGAGAAGGCAUUAACAAAAACCAGCUGAACACAUUGUUGGGUUGCAGAACUGAGACAAUUGAUCGGCAGAUUAUUGUCUGAGUUUAACAUGUGAGUUCACGUUUGGCGAAAACUAGCCUGAAUUUCAUCCGAUUACUUUCAGCUGUUAUUAUUCCCUCAGUAACGUCUGAAUCGACGGGCCAUUAUUGCCGUCCAGUGACGUCACUAAAUAUCGUUUGGAAAUGUCUGCAUGACACAGAAUUGCUUUAUUUUUUUGUAUCGUGGAUUUUCAUAUUUAACGUUCAAACUAUCAACUGCUUGCAGUACAACUCUGAACAUGUUGUAGUUCUAUAAUCAAACUCGGUUGCAAUCACGCAGUGAAAUAAACACACACACGGAACACUUAGUUCAAAAACACAAUGAUUUGCUUUAAUUGAAAGGAAGCUAUUUGGUCCUUAACAAAGAAAAAACAAGGAAACAAGAAAGAAAAGCUAACAUAAUCAUUACACUUGACAGUGAAAAUAGCAGGAAGGUCGAAUUAUAACAUUGAUCUCAGAAAACUUCGCAUUAAACAAAAAAUUAUCACUGGCCUUCGAAACCACAAAGCGGCGCUCUAAAUGAAAACCCUACCAACUCUCCGCAAUGAUUCUUCGUUUGCAGUUCAAUUUCGCAUUUCAGUUUCAAAGACAAGGGCAAUUUUGCUGUUCAAGAUAAAGAUUAAGUUCAUCGAAAUGUUUGAACUACACAAAAGAAUGCCAGGGAUGCGAUCCGCUGAAUAUCAAGCGACAAUCCCGCUAAAAUUUUUCAUAAUUAUACAUAAUUAUGCAAAUGUUUAGACAAUCAACCAAUCAAAAUCACUACCCGGUUUUCGGUUAGUGAGUGAUGUCACUGGACGGUAUUAACAGCCGGUCGAUUCAGACGUUAUUGAGGGAGUAUUAACGACUCAAAGUAAUCGGAUGAAAUUCAGGCUAGGAGAAAACGAACACUAGCUGGGAAAGAAAGAUCGGAGAUCGAAAGGCAGUCUUAAAAGAUAUCUUGUUCCAUGUACUGCAAAUACUAUCUUAUUUCAAAAUGUCUUUUGAAACGAAACAAUUCAUGUGUUGUGUUAUUAAAGACUGGACAGGAAAAAAAUAUAUAUAUAUUCGUUUCACUCCACCUAGUUGUGUUUUUUCCUAUGUUUAUUUCCUUUUGAAGUGUCGAAUGGUAGGUUUUAAUUUGGCCCAUGAGCUUUUGUGUACAACAUGAGUCAAGACAACCGAAGGUUUAUGUCAAAACAAAUCAAGAUUAAUCAUUUUUCGGUCCCAAACAGGGUUAAAAACAGUACAAACUUUGUCCAGGAGAAGUGACAGCUUACUGGAGUGGGGUCGAUAGAUAUCUGAGGAAGUCUCUUACGGUUCCAUUCUAGAAAACUGACUAAAUCAAAUUCCAGUUCAGUUCUUUUUGUACAAUAACUUUAACUGAAACUUGAUUCACUCAGUUUCCUAACCCUAAUCAUAAAACUUGAGGGUCAUUUGGUGUUUGGCCAUUCAGUGUUUUGCUAAAGGGGACCUUUAUCUGUAAGAGGUUUAUCCUCCUAAAGAUUGGAGUUAGCAUCUCCUAACUAAAUACCAUCAUCAGUGCCUCAAGGAGAGAGGUUUUAAUAAUUUUGCUGUCGAACUGAGAAAAUCGUGAACACCUGAAAAAUUUCAGGAAUGUUGAUUAUGUAGUGACCAAUCACCAUAAAGUUCAGGACACAUGAGCAAACCUCAAAAGGGUUGGGGUUUUAAGGUUUUUUUUUUUUCCAAAAAGGAGGGGCUUAUAACUGGAAUAAAAAAAAGCGAUUCAAAACAAAAUACAUUUUGCAUUUACUGAUUUUUAACUAAGCUUCAAAAUGUAAUAGUGGAAGCUUAGGGGAGGGCUUAUAACCGGCAGAGCCAUUUUUUCUUGGUUACCAGUAGAUGGGCCUUUAACUGAGGGGUCUUAUAAAUCGGGAAGGGGGGGACUGAAAAGAAGUAGUUGGUGGUAGCCUGUUCCAGACAUUCAGGUAUUAGGGAAGCACAAAGAGAACAAAGCAAGAAAAACCCUGCAUUUUUUAUUACUCUUCUUCUCACUAUUGGAAUGCCAGCUAGAACAGGUUAUCGUAAGCUAUAUAGCCGUACUUUCUUACCUGGAACAGUGAAAUGUAGAGUGAUAUACACCCCAUAAAGACUGUAUGCUUUAGAAGACCCCCUUAAGAAGUACACUUUGAGUAUCACACAACCCAAAAGUAUUUUGUGGGGUUAAGUUGCUCUCAUCAUGUUUUGAGAGUGGAGUGCAAGGCCUGGUUUGAAAUCGGUCAGUAUAAAACAUGGACUGCGGACGGCGGACUGCGGACUGGGUAUAAAAUACGGACUGGGUAUAAAACGAGGACUGGAAAAUACGGACUGGGGAUAAAACACAGGGCGCUUUCCAUUUAGGAAAAAAACUCGGAAAUUUCGGUGGGAGCAAAAGUGGAAUUUCCGAUUGGUAAAAAGUUGUUCCAUUUGGUCGUAAACCUCGGUACGUCGCGGUGCCCGACGGUGGACCUGGAACUGGUACAAACUACGAGAAACGUCAAUGGAACACGACAUUCCGUUCGGAAAUUCCAACCGGGAAAACGGGCCCACCUUUUUAGAUUUUCCACUUUUUCUGGGAAUUUUCCAGUGGGAUGAACCGACGAAACGUGUUCCAUUUACCGCCGAACCUGAAAUAGGCCAUUUGCACUAAGAGGCAUGUGACAUCGUUUUUGUGAAAAUGAAAGUUACAUGAUUUUGCCUUCGAAAAACGAUUAGUGGGUCAUAUGUUAAACAAAAUAAUAGUCACUUGGUUUUUCAAACCCGCACCAUUUUCUUAAAAUGAAUAAGUUCGUAAAUGGUCACGUAACCAAAAUGUGAUUUAUAAAAUUUUGAAUUACCUCUCUCUGAACACAAAUUUUGCACUUAAACUGCAAGGAAAACGUUGAAAAGAUGAUUUGAAAACGUUUACAGCACAUUUGAGCGUAACUAUCAAACGUUGAACAAGAUAUAAGCAAGAAGUAGUUUUGUCCGCCAUGUUGGAGGGCAAAAGCAUGCCCUCCAACAUGGCGGCCAAUACAAAUCAUACUACUUUGCUGAAAAAUCAAAGUGCCAUAAAAUAUCUCCCUUGCGUUUCCUCUCAAAUUUCGGGUGUAAGAUAAUUUUUGUGUGCUCUAACAAUUUUUGGCAUCAGCAAGAUUCCAACUCAUUGUUUAAAGGAAGCAUUGGUCACGUGACCUCUUAGUGCAAGUGGCCUAUCCCGGAAAUUUUGACUAAAUGGAAAGCGCCCACAGACAAGGUAUAAAAACGGUGGUAAAAACGGUGGUAAAAACGGUGCUAAUUGGUUCUAGGUAAGGAAAAAUAAGAUCAAAAGAUCGCUAAAUAACAUGCGCAAGUCGAAAAUACUCCUAUAAAUUCUUAGAGGAGGUGUGCCGCCCGGUUCUCUGAAUCAUGAGCCGGAUCAAAAUGCUAUUUUCUUCACCCAUUUUUAGAUCUUGUCUGAGUCUCUAACAAUCAUGAAAGGGGUCAGGCUCAGUGGGGGUACUCCCUUAUAUAAGGGAAGGGAAGGAGUUUUGGGCCUUUUUGGUCUGAAAACACUUUGCCCAUUUUGGUGUGGUUUUCGAGGGAACUACGGGAGCGUACCUAAAUGAACAUAUUUAUCGUUUCAAUGCCCAAAGGAAUAAGAACGAAAUAGAACUGUGCGAAUUCGAAAUGCAUUUGGAGAAUUUUUUUGUUUCCGCUCUAACUUAGUAAUGAUGACAUAAUUUUUGCCUAAUUAGACUUAACCUGUUCCAGGCUCCGAGAUAGUUGGGUCUGCUGAAUUGAGAAAGCGAAAACACGAAAAUAAAACGGAGGAAAACUGGGGAGUCUCCCCAACUAUCUGGGAGCCUGGAACAGGCUAAAUUAGGCCAGGUCCGAAAAUGGGUAUGGAUUUUAGAGAUCUGGUCUAAAAACUGGUGUGAAUAAUGACAUUUUUCGGUCUGCAAUAAGGUCAGGAUUCGGAGAACCGGGCACCACACCCCCACCAAGAAUUCCCAAUAGUACCUUCCUCCGGGGAUCAGGAGCAGGGUGUAAAUCAUGUCAUUAUAAUCAUCGCUUAGAAUAUAAAGUUGGAUGACUCAUUUCGUUUAUUAUUCACGUAUGUGAGUAAUCCCUCCCCCCACCCCCCCAAUACUGCUUUUGUGCAUCGCGGAAUGCCCUACACUGACCUUCUCGUCUGAGUUCUUCAUUCAGUCCUCAUAUUGCCAAGGCUUUAUUUGAAACGGAAUUGUGGCAUCCGAUAAGAAUUUUACUGAUCUGACUAACACCAACACUAUUUUUUUUUUAAUUCGGUGCUUCUUGUUGGUUUAAAACUGCAAAUUGAAAUCUCUUCUAACUCCUUCUUUUCAAAAAAUUCAGAGUUUAAUUUCAGUUGCCUUGAGUACCGCCAUAACCUUCCUUUUCCGUAGGAAGAAUAGACUAUGUGGACAGCCAAGGCAAUGUUAAAGCUGGGACUACUGUUUUUGCUAGUCCGCUUUCCAUUUCUCUGAGUUUUACGUUUCUAAAGGUUUUUUAUAAACAUAGUCCGUAGUUCUCGUUUUUUUACCUACAGUAGUCCGUGUUUUAUACUCAGUCCGGGGUCCGCGUUUUAGACCUAGUCCGUAUUUUAUACCCAGUCUGCAGUCCGUGGUCCGCAGUCCAGAAUUUUGGAUCAGACCUGAAAUAGGAUUGGUCAAAAUUUGGCAAGGCAUGCAGGGCCAACCUGAACUAAUUUUUUGCGGGUAGUACAGUUGUAUUGAAACUGAAUGUGGUGCUUUACAGAGUUAAAGUACAAUAUCUGCUCACAGCUAUAAUAAUUGUAUAAUUGAUUAAGUUCCCUUAAAAUUGAUUAUUAUUUUGUGUUAUAAUAUGAGGGCCAGUUUCCAACUAGGAAAGAGUUUUACCAGAACUGAAUCAAUGACCAUUGGAGGCAAGUUUUAAUUUGGCUCAUUAUAAUAUAUGUCAAUAACCAAGUAAAGAAAGAUGCCCCAUGCUUCAGUAAGCUAAGGCUGUGUGCAAGCUCAAGGAGGGGUGGAGAGCAGAGGUAGUUAGGAUAAGCUAGUAAACCAGAAUAGUAUUGUUGCUCAAACUAUUGGGAUGUUACCCAGCCUAUCAAAGGUGACAUACUGCAAAAUCCAGUGUUGUGAUCAUCAACAACCACUUACCCCUGCAGUAUGAUGCAGUAUGAUGAAGAAUUCAAAUUUUAUUAAGAUAAGUCUUGCAUGCCUGACCCAAGGCAGCAAGACCAGGGGUUAGGUAUGAGGAUGAAUUAGUGACUUACAGAUAUUCAGUAAUAUUGGUCGAGGUACAGAGGGGAGUAGCUUUGCAAUUAGCCCAACAUUUUUACUAAUUUUUGUGACAAUAGAAUCAGUGUGGUAUUUCCAAGAGAGAUUCUGAUCAAUAAGAACACCCAGGUGUUUUCUGUAAACUUUAGACUCGAGACGGACAUUUAUUCUUUUCACUAUCAAACAUGCAAAGUUUUGGUUGGUAUUAGCAAGUUGCUUUUGGUAAGGACGACAAGUUACAAAGUUGGAUUUAUUAAUGUUAAGUGUUAGUGUGUUCGCUGUCAACCAGUUUUAAAGGUUUUGUAGCUCAUUGUUGACUACUGUCUCAAGAUCUUUCAGAUUUUUGUCCGCAUAAAGAAUGUUAGUGUCUCAAAGAGUUAAAACCUAAAUUUAUUCUACCAUCUGUGGAUAUCAUUGACAUAUAGCAAGAAAAGCAAUAGUCCAAGAAUUGAUCCUUGAGGAACACCACAUCAAACGACGGCUUUAUCUGAUAUAUGAUGGCGUACUUGCAUUGUUUGCAUGCGAUUUUUGAGAUAUGAGGAGAACCAAUCAUUAAUUAUUCCAGGAAAGCCAUAGCGAUUGAGCUUAUCAAGACGUGAGCUUAUCAAGCAAAAUGUCGUCAUCUAUGUUGACGAAGGCUUUUUAAGAUCAAUGAAUACUCCACAAGAUAGCAAUCGUCGAUUCAUGUUUUUCUGUAUAUCAUUAACAAUGUCCAGUAUUGCGUGUUGGGUUGAAUUCCCCUUACGAAAGCCGUAUUGUGAGGAAUACAAAAGCUCGUGUUUCUCUAUAUAGCUCGUCAAUCUGCUGUAAAUUAUUUUCUCAAAUACUCUAUUAAAAUUUGAAAGUAAAGGGAUAGGUCUGUAGUUAUUGUUUGCGUCCGUAUCAACGUCACUGUUAAAUACUGGCGUAAUUUUAGUAAUUUUGAUCAUUGAUGGAUGUCCCUAAUCUGACAGAUGUAUUAAGUAUCUCUGUAAGAACUGGAGCAAUGACGGCAUUGAACAUUUGUGCAGUUUUGUGGGUGAGGAGUAUAAACCAUAAGAAUUAUCAUUCGGUACAAUUAAUAUUUCUAACCUUAAUUCUUCAGGUAAAACAUGUUGAAAAAGGAAGGAUGAAAUUGGAGAUUUGCACUUAUCAACAUUCUUGCGGAUGUUUUUGGGCAAUGGGCAGUCAUUAGCAAGUCUGUUUCCGACUGUUGCAAAGCCAGUUCAUUAAUAAUGUUUGGUAUCCGGGAACCUUCCUUAUUAAAAUCAUUUAGUGCAGAUAUGACUUUUUCCGUCGAUGUAUAACUUCAUUGAUUCCUUGUCAGGUUUUUUCAUGUUGGCCAUAUUAUUUUCGAAAAACGUAUCAUAGUAUCUCCUUUUACUUAAGCAUAUCAGUGAACAACUUUUAUUUCUAUAGUGUUUGUACCUAACUUCGUCUCCAGAUGCAUAUAAUUUAUUUUUAACCUUAAUCGUCGCCUUAAUUCCAUUAGUAAUCCAGGGUUUAGAUAGCUGCUUUGCUUUGCGAUUAGAUAAUUUUUCAUGGGGGCGUGUUUGUUAACAAUUGUAUUAUACGUGUUGUAAAACGAUGAAAACAAUUUGUUCCAUUUGCAAUUAUUCGGUUCUAGUCCUUCAACCCCGAAACCUUUUUUCUCUGUCUCCCCAACAGGUUUUUAAAGUUGUUGAUCGUCCAAGUGACAAUUCACGAAGAGUGGUGGAGAACUUACUCAAGUAUUUCCCAGACUUUGAUGCUUUCCCACUCUCCCCGCCAUCAGCAGAUCCUGAGGUCAUCGGAAACUUAUCUGAUGCCAGAAUACAGGGCCAAAUAAACUCGUCUUUCAAGGAGGGGAUUCAGAAUUUCAAGAAGAUGCUAUUGACAAAGUUGGGCCCGAGAAAGAGAUACGAUGGGCCGGGACUUGUCACUGGCGAAGGUUAGACAAAAACUAGCUAAUACAUCGGGGCAGCCUGAGCUUACAUGAUUGGGUUAUGCUUGACAUUUAUUUUUCGGUACGGCUCAAAGGAGCAGCCUUAGGUCGUCUAUUUUAUUUUUGUUAUUUUUAUUAGCUUCGCCAACAAAAUAUAAAUACAUUCAGGUAAUCAAACAAAGUACCAAAGUUAAGAAAAAGUGGCAGGAAUUCCACAACAGCGUGAGCCAGUUACCUCGGGCCCAGAAAAUUAAAAAAUAUAAGAAUAGUUACUAGGGGUACCUUCCGGCAAGUGCCAACGAGGCGAAUUCGUUUAACGUUUGUGGAAGGUGCCUAUUCAGAUUUUAUUUCAUAAUUUUAGAGGUGUAAAAUGGAUUCCGCUAUAGAAAAGGAUGGCACCCAACUUCAAAACAACAACUUUAGCACAUUCUAGGCUUUCACUUUUAUUAAACAAUAACAACAUGGCUUGAAGCUUUGUUGGUAAAUAUGAGCAAGUUUGCACUUGUGUUUCAUGGAAAAUUCCAUCGUAUCAAAGCCAUAAACGUUAGAGAGAAAAAUAUAGUUCAAAUGAGGCCUUUGACUGCUGAAAUUAAAAAUAAUGAUCAACAGCGUCAUCAGGGAUUAGAAAAAUAUUUUGCGUGGUAAUAUACAUAAGAAAAAAAUUGGUGUAAACUAAAAUGUGUGAAAAGCGCGCAAGAAUGGGGCGGAAUGUAUUAGAGGUAUAAAAAUAUAAACUUGAAUAAAAUACAAAGAUCUAAUGAGCGAGUGUCACAGGACAAAGAGUCUCUUGAAAGGCAUAAUGAUAGUCUGAAAAACAAAAGGUCUGCAAAUUCGUUGCAUUUCUCACGGGAGUUUUGGGCUGUCUCAAUGUAAAUCGAGCAGCAAAAAAACCAUGCUGGAUGACAAAAUCUCUCGAAAAACAUAAAUAAAUUUUAAAAAAAGGUCCGCAAAUACGUUGCAUUCCUCACGGGAGGUGAGGACUGGCUCAGAGUAAAUCGACCUGCGAAGAACACGCUGGUUCUGAUAUAAGUUUUGAGAAUAUAACCCUAUGCCUUGAUCAACUACCGCUUAAAAUUCAGUUCACAAAGGAAAAGAGAACACUGAAAACCCUGGUUCUGAGUCGAGAAGCGAACACGCUACCUCAAUAUAAAUCGACCUGCAAAGAACAAGCUAGUUCUGACAAAAAUUUGAGCGUAAAACCCUAUUCCUUGAUCAGCUGCUGCUUUAAACACAAUUUAUGAAGCAAACCAGAGCACUAAUUUUCGUUUCAAACUAGAAAUCGUAUUAAAGCUGGCUCACCAGUUAGGUCCUCUUGAACAGACAACGAACAGCUGCACACUGAAUCACCCAAUCUUGAACCACGAGUUGUAAAUACAAGACAAUGACGUUACGAUCCAAAUAUGGGCUCUUACUUACACCCAAAUAUGGUCAAAAAUGCAAAUUUUAGAGGGUUACGCAGAAUUUGAGAGUCUUGGCCUACAUUGCGCGGCGUUAUAAUUCUGCCGCCGAGUCAACCUCGCUUCUUAGCUCGGUUGCCUCGUUGGCAAAAGUACUUAAUCAUAAAAUUAAAAGCAUCACGACACAGGCUAAGUAAGACUACGACACUUAUUACAGUUAAGACAGACAGACUUAAAAGUGCGGAGAUUUUGCCAGUCGUAAUUACUUAAAGCGGUUUUGUAAUACUCUAUCACUGCCCGUUUAAAAUCAUUCAGGGCAUUCAUGCGCAGGUUCAGUUCAUCAGCAACAAAGUUCCAGACGCGUAUGCAUAUGAUAAAGGACUUUUGAUAAGUUGCUGUCUGACAACUCGCGAUUGUAAAUAUGAGAAGAUUAUAGCCAACUCGGCGCUACGCGCCUCGUUGGCUAUCUAUCAUCUCAUAUCCAAAGCGCCCUCGUGGAAUAAUUGUUAAAUAUAGCAUGAUGACUAAGCAAAUCGAAACUCUAGCGAUGUAGAAAUAAUAGUAAAUAAAUUAUUAAUUGUAAUAUCCAAUUAUUCAGCUUUUAAUAAUUAUUACAUAUUCGACAACCCUCAAAUUUAUACACCUAGGUGAAGAGAGAAAAAGUGGAGCAAAGCUUAUUGUCUCAGGAAAGAACGCAACGGCAAGGCUCGGACACGGACCUGGACCCCCAGAUCCAAAGUUAGAGAUGUUAACCAUUCGUCCACCACGCCCUUACCGGGAACGAGACAGUGCUUGGUUGCAAAAUGCCGCUUUGUAAAUGAAUUAUGCCGGGCAUUACGUUUUCCUUUAAAAAUUUGUUAAGUCAGAUUAACCUUAGUUACUAGACUGGAAAUUUCUGAAAUACUAUCAUCCAUCCAUGUGUCCUCAAAGAAUCCCAUCUUCGAAUAAAACCAGAAUAGAACAAAACAGAAGAAGGGACGUCUCCUCGCAGGAAACAGAAAAUUGCCUUAGAUGAGUGUUGUACAACUUUAUAAUUUAUGUUCUUAUUUCUUCUUCUCCUGGCUGUUUUUAGCUUUGGCAACUUUGUUCCAGGAGUAUGUUCGCUCAGUGAACUCCCCUGAAGCAAUACCUGUUGUCCCAAGUGUGUGGAAAGAGGUUACAAAGAGAGAAAGCACCAAAGCUCUUGAAGAUGCUAAAGCAGUUUACGAGUGAGUAAAUUACCUCAAACAUAAAUAGUCAUUGCCCUCUUUAGGCGGUAUACAAUUGAAAAACGUUGCCUAGAUGGGUAGCAGACGGGUAGCUUGGAGAGGAGACGUGUGGAACUGAGCUUUGGGGAGUAAAUAGCUGCUUAGACUGGCCUUGUGCUCCUUCGUCGCGAUUAUUGCUUAUUCUAUACCCCAUAGUCGUCAUGCGUCUGAUAUUCUCUUUUACCUUUUUUCAGUUCUCUUUUUUCAUUUUCUUUUUACAAGGUGAUCGAAAUUAGAGGUGUAAAUCUCCUUUAUUUUUGCACUAUUCCUUAGAAAAGCGAGUUUAAACAUGAGGAUCAUCGCAAUUGUAGAGGCAACUUUACCUCGCAAUCAUUUUUCCUUUCGCCUACUGCUCUCUCGUUACUUCUCGCCCCGCUGAAACACAAAACAGAAUUUAACCCUUGACCUUAUCUAGGCUUUGCAAGUUUGGUCCCCCCUUUCUUUCUUUCUCCUGUACCUCUGUCAUGAAAUUUUCGUGCUCCUUUGGCCGAUGAUGUCCACACAGUUAGUAAAAUGUGAGUGGAAGGCAGGAUAGCCUCAUGGAAUCUCAUUGAAGACCUGUGUGAUAUUGAGUUAGCACCUGCAAAAAGAUGAUGCGUGACGCCGUCAGAGGGAAGUUCUCACCAAAUGAUUAAUAAACAAACGCUACUUUACUUUUUUUGGUUUCAACUUUCAGUGGCGGAAUGUCAGAACUCAUACAACGAACGGGCCUUCCAUGUGAUGACAGAAGUAUUCGCCAACAUCACGGAUUAAAUCUGCAUGAAGCAAUAACCUUCUUUGAAAGUAACACAAAGGACCUUGACUUCAAUGCGAGGUGGAUUUACGUGGAAAAAUUGGAGGUACGCUUACACUUCAUGAUCUUUUGUGUCAAUACCUGUUUAGCUGCGGAGAGACCUAUACCAAUAGUUAAUCGUGUUAAUAAAUUCCCGAAUCGUAUUCCUUCUCAACAAGCCUUAUUUAUUGCUUAAUUUGGCUGAUGUAGCACCGGACCUGCCCAAAUUGACCUGUCCGAUUAGAAGCUGCUUGUAAUAGACAGGUCUAAUCACUCAAACAGUUGAACAGCCAAUGAAAAUUGAGCAUCAAAUGUUGCUAGCCAAUGAAGUUUAACAAAUUAGUCCAUGGCAGCAAAUCAAAACCAAGUCUUUAUUGAGUAAGCGUUCCAGCUUGACACAGUUGAUUUAAGAAAUGUAUUUAAAAACGUUCAUGCAGUUGGAGCUACGGCCAUAUUCCAAUAGUUUCUUCAGAAGCCGUAAGCCAUGUUUUUGCUUUCAGUGAAAUAAGAACUUUGUACUUUAACAUUCCAAUCCUAAAUAUUCCUUGCUUUUUGUUAUUGACACAAUUAAUUAGUAAUAGAACUUCAUGUCAUACAAUUCAGGGUUACUAUUAGGAAUUGUAAUUUCAAACCGGUUUGAAAUUACUCAUCUGAUUACUCCCUGAAUUGUACUCCACUCAGUCCUAUUCACAACACUCAUAAUCAUACGCGAAGUUGAAAUAUACCUAAUAACAGGUUUAACUUUGCGCAGUAGUCAAACAGUUUCACUUGCGAUGACGUAACUCCUGAUAAAUAGUGAUUGGCGUGGAAAUCAUCCAUUGCUCAGCCACGCAGGGGUGAACGGCCCACCCUCCCACCCAGAAAAUCGCGUGGGUCAUAAACUAUAACUAACUACCCCUAAGCCAAAGUCUCCCUGCUUUGCUUAGUCCGCUGAUCAAUCAUUUUUCCCAUGCAAUAGUACAACUUAGCAUGAAUACAUAAUGAAUGGGAGUGUUGUUGAACAGAUUACUAUUCCCAUUCAUAAAAAAUGUGUUGGAGAUCUAUCAAGGGUAGCGCUGACAGGUGUUGGAAUUACCUCAAAGACAACGCAACUGAGUGACAUGCGCGCAUGCAUGCAAGGUGACAACUGCUGGUGCUUGUCUAUCAAGAGAAACACAGGAUAAAGUGUAAUUCCCUGUUUGUUUGUUUUUCUAGGACUACGCAGACCAAAAGGAGCGCGCGCUUUUACGAAAGAACAAACUUAAAACAGAGGAAGAGUGUAAUAAUCUGAUGAACAGGUUACGUUUUCUGUGGCUAGAGCCUGUACUGAAGGAUCUCCAAGAUCGUGAUAACACUGACUUCAUGAUGUUAGAGUCGCGUCUGAGAUCAGCGUAUAUCAAACUUGACAGUGACUUCAGGGAAGAGGCGCGAGGACCAGAAUCUCUGUGCUUCAACUUGGCUUACGUGUAUGACCUGGUUGGUUGCGCAAAUCUAUUUACGUGUUUUCGUUACAAUGCACUUUUUCGUGCCGGAUAUAGGUCAAGCAAAGAGAAGGUCUCCUCAUGCAGACCGUUAGAUAAGAGGGGGACUCGACCUCGAAAAUAAUUUUUUAUCGGCUCUUUAGGCUUGAGUUUGGCUUGAAAAUAAGGUGGAGCCUGUGGCUUCUGAGCCCCGCCCCUAGAUCCUCUGUGCCGUUAACACGCCGACACUAAUUAACGCCGGGUACUUUUUUGAAGGGGAAAAAGUACUACAUUGCGUGCAACAAAUUGUAUUUCUAUUAGACCUAGUAACCAACUAUUCAGAGGAUAGCGAAGUCCAGCCUCGUUCUCAGAUAGGAAAAUAACAACAUAAUCCUAAGUCAGCGAGAAGUACACGACUACCCAAACUCUAGCCAUUACCUUACGAACGCAUGCACACAGCCGUGGAUAGCUGUUUCAUCCCUGUUCGGAUUCAUCAGCAUCACUGUACUUAAUGAAAUCACUACUAUAAUAGAAUAAAAAUAAUAAAAUUAUGAAUAAUAUAGACGUCAGACUAUAAACAACGACUUUCGAGAGGUAUUGCUUAAGUCUUGCUUUUCUACCCUCAGCAACACAGCGAGGAGAUGAAAGAAUAUCUUAAUCAACUGAAUCAGAGAAGGAAACAUUUUCAAGAGAUUGCUACAGAGGAGAGUGCAGUAAGAAAAGUGAGGACUCAGGAAGUGGGGAGGGUAAGAGUAAGUAUCAUACUUUCUUUAAGUAGUCUGUUAUUAUUAUUUUUUUCAGAUGUUGUAGAGAGGGCGAUACACACAAGAGCCAAGAAAAUCGCCUCUAUAGAAGUGAAGCAAUUUUUUUGCACUAAAGUUAAGGUCAAUGACGUCAUGGCCUUUUGUCAUGUGCUAUUUUUGGGUAGUUCAAACCGUUGGAUAAGUUUUCUAGUUACCACUAGCCUGUCGUUGGAAUGUCAUAUUGGUGGACUAAUGAGAAAAGUAUUCAUUGGUUGAUUUAUGUUGUCAAAGAAAUAAGCACUAAUUCACCUUUGACUUGAAAUCGCUGAAUCAUAACUUCAUGAUACAAGUUCUAUUUCCUACCCCUUUGUCCUUCAAAUUUUUUCAGUUCUGGUUCACUUACUCUUGGCGUACACAUCGUGCACAUUUAUUAAUGAGGGCAAAGGCAAACUGCAACCAGUUGCAAAAAUACCUUACACACUGUACCUUAUUUUGGCUCGACUGGCAUGGCCUGUUUAUGAUCUUGUGCUUGUGGUCCUCUCCUUCCCUUAUCAAAGUUGCUAGCAAUACAAGACCAUGCUCAAAAAACGUGGAGGAACAACUUUGACUGCAGGGGAGGAGGGAGGUCAGUACUAUAUCCAACAGACGACGUGUGAGUUGCAGCGAUAUGAAGUAAGAAAGGUCGGUUUUUCGUCAGAGUGUUUCAACAUUUUUGCAUCCGGUUGUAUCUCUUUCUAACACGAAACACGAUUUUUUACGUACCCUUCUCCCUUUUUGCUUUUCCAUAUCUCUAUGGUUUUCUUUCCUAUGCCACCAUCACCACCAUCACAUUUCUUUUGUUUUCCAUUCACUACCACGACUAUCACAUUUCUAUUACUUUCCAUCCACCAGCACAUUUCUAUUGUUUUUCAUCCGCUACCACCAUAACAUUUCAUAUUAAUUUUUUUUCUUUAAGUCGUGUGUUCUAAUGUGUAUGAAAAAAGUGUUGACCACCAAAAUGACUUUGUUGCAUGCUAACACGAGAUAAUGAAAAGAGGUGAUGCGAACUGGUGUAGUAGUUACAUGCAGCUAGAACAUGCAUGAAACCAUAGUUUCUUGGACUGGAAUUGUUAUGAAGUGGGUCAGCCUCCUUUGUUAUAUUUUGUUUGUGGAUUUGACUGUGCAUAACAUAUAAUAGCAUUCCUAUCAUUUUGAUCUCAUUGACCAAUAAAAAUGUCACAUUAAUUUAUUCAGUCACAAUUUUAGAACAGAAAAACAAAGGAUUGUACAUCAUCAGGGAGCUACCAACAUAAACUGAAGCAACGUUGUUUUUACCUUUGAUAUUUGAGGCCUUUUAUAACCACUCUCCCCUACUAACCAUAAUAAAACACCAACACGUUAUUUUUGUACCUGUUCAGGGCACUGAAGUCACAAGGAAUGACCAUAGAAGAGUCAAAAAGGAUGCUGAAGGACUUGACCAAGUGGUAGAAUUGGUAGGUGAGGAGGGCAUGGGGGCAGGAUCCCUAGGAGGAUUGGAAGAAGUGGUGGAAGAAGAGUUUAAUGAUGAAACUGAAACUCAAACUCAAGAUGAUUCAAAAGGAGAGAAAGUCACUGAAGAACAGUACAGUAAAACAGUAACAAGUGAAGGUACCAGCUGGGCCCUCGAACAGGGGGCUGUUCACUUGAUGCUCCCUCCUGAUGCUGUAUCUGAGCCUACGUCAAUGGUGGUCCGCAGGUGGAAAUACAGUGUCCGUUCACCCCCGUUACAGGAGAAUGAAGCCAUCACUAGCAAUGUUAUCGAAUUAUCUUCCAUGAAUGGCCAAGGUCUCAAAUUUAACACCAGGGUGAAGCUGUCGCUAUCCCACAGCGCAACAGACCUACUAGGCUAUGAGUUAGUGAUUAAAAAGCUGAUUGACAAAGAGGCGAAUAAAUGGGAAGACAUUGAUGGAACCAGGGACCUACGUCGUUGUCAAGACCAGCCUUCCCACAUGAAAAUACCGGAUCUUUUCUUUCCCGUCGCUCAAGCUGAUAUAUCUGAAUGCUCAACAUACGCAGUAGUUUGUCGUCUCAAGGCUUCACCAGCUUACACGGUCAGAUCUGGUGGCGGCUCAUUCAGCCAUCCUGACUUCCCAGGCGUGACAGUUACAAUCCCUGAGAAUGCUGUUGCACCUACCGCAAAGUUUUCUUUGGAGUUAAAGGUGCAAGAAGUUUCGAAUGAAGAAUUUGAAGGGGAGGAUAUAGUUCUUGGACCUGUAUUGCGAAUCAAGUGCAAUCAAGCUAUUCAGUUCUUAAAACCUGUCAACAUCCAGCUGCCAAUUUCUCUUCGAGAGCAACGAGACGUCGGUCUAAAUCCCCCCACAACAGGUCACGUCAGAGUGCUGUUCCUCAAGUCCGAUAAUGGCCAAAAAGAAUGGAUUGAAAUCACUGAUGAUCUUGUGACGCCGCCAAGUCUUGAUAGAAAGUCUGCAAGGUUCGAUGUGGAAAGGUUCUCUGCAUAUUCGCAUUAUGUUGAGAGGAGAAACGAAAGCUUCAGGUCGUAUGGAACAAGAGUAAUAAAUGUCCUCAACAGACACAAUUUUGUUCAGCCCAGGCUAGCAGUCUUCUUUGCUUACUUUCGUCCGAAUCUUUUAAACAUUUUGUGUCUGAUUUGUUGCCCUGCUCACCUUAAAAGAAGAGUGGUGAAGGAUCUUGAAAAACAAGGUAUAAGGCCUGAGUGGAACAACUCGAAGAAAGAUAUGGUACCUGGGCACGAAAAGGCUUUCGUGUCUGUAUCAGGAGGAAUAUGCCCAUAUAUAAAGAUGGACAUGGAACAAAUUUUUCUUAGGUUCUUAGAGAACCACUCAGACGAUGCUGAGUUGGACGUUUGUUUUCAUAAUGACGAAAAGGUAGCACGAGUAGAAUUUUACAGCAGCUUAAAACCAAGAGCGCCUCUAUUGUGUAGAUUGCACUUAAAAACGCCCAGUCAGGGUACGGAUCGUUCGGACUUACGGGAACCUACACUACAGGCUAGUACAUUGAAGGAAGGUAAUCCCACGGAAGACGAGCUAGAAUGUCUAUCAGCAGAAGUCUCUGACCAUUGGAGAAAGCUUGGGCGCCGGCUAGCUUUUAAAGAAGCACAGUUGCAAGAAUUUGAUUCAGGCUAUGGAGAAAUCUCCGAAAAGGCAUACGCAAUGUUGUUAGCUUGGAAACAAAGGGACGGCUCAGGUGCUACAUAUAGUGUUCUGCAUAAAGCGCUGUGUGACGAACGGCUAAAACGUAGAGAUUUAGCACAGAAAUUUUGUUGUUACUGAGUAAGGUUUUUACUGUUUUCACCUUCUUUGCACUGAAUCGACAGCAAUAUGCUUUCUACUUCGUAUCGUUCAAAUUUCUUCUGCCUUUUCAUCUAUUUGUGUACCGGGGACUUAAAAUUAUUUGUAUUUUAGAUACAUACAAAGAAGUUGGAUUCGACUUCUUAGAAAGCGCAUACAUACGCCCAACCGUCUAUCUGAGUUUUGGUCAUUUUAUCAUUUUCGUACUUUGGGAUUUACAGUUGGCCUAUUAAUAGUAGAGAGACAUGCACUUUAAUACAUGUAUUUUUUUUUAGUUUAAAAGACGCUUAUCCAAAUGCUUUAAAGUAAGUUUACACACUUAGUGCGAAUAGAAGGAAUGGUUUCUUAAUUGUCCUAUACAGACACCCCACUCUAGAAAUUCAAGGUACAAGAGUACACUGAACAUUAAAAGACCUAAUACCUUAGCUGGACAGUGAACAUUUGAAAUGUUAGCCUCUACUGACUGGAACUCAUUUCCUUAGUUUUAAGCUUACAACUAUUUUAUGUCCUAUCAAGCAUGAACUUUAUAAGUACGCGAGAGAAACUUAUAUUGAUAACCACAGGGGUACGAUUUGUUAUAUAU
This is a messenger RNA of Porites lobata, 23019 nucleotides long. Lineage: Eukaryota; Metazoa; Cnidaria; Anthozoa; Scleractinia; Poritidae. The record is from the annotation of a GenBank genome assembly.